Musa acuminata subsp. malaccensis (wild Malaysian banana) is the source of this 1426-nucleotide messenger RNA. Its product is annotated as eyes absent homolog. Gene Ontology annotation, biological process: cell differentiation; multicellular organism development; positive regulation of DNA repair. Gene Ontology annotation, molecular function: protein tyrosine phosphatase activity. Gene Ontology annotation, cellular component: nucleus. The record is from RefSeq and is a predicted model, not a curated record. Lineage: Eukaryota; Viridiplantae; Streptophyta; Magnoliopsida; Zingiberales; Musaceae.
AACGCAGCGGAUCUCCACCACCACUCAUAAGAAACAAUAUAAAUCCCCCUUCCCCGUCGGAAUCAAUCGAUAGGCGAAUCCAAUCCGCAGGCAGAUCUGGAGGGAAAGGAAACUUCUUUGGUUUCGUUAUGCCAUAUUUCUUCUGCUGUUGUUGAAUGGUGCUCCUACAUGUCCUAGAACUGAAGUGUAAUGGGUGAGAUGAUGGAUAUAGAAGUUCCUAAGGAGGUUGCCAAGCCCAUGACCGUCUACGUAUGGGACAUGGACGAGACGCUUAUACUGUUUAAGUCCUUGUUGGAUGGGACGUAUGCAGCGGCCUUUGAUGGUUUGAAGGACACAAGAAUCGGUGUUGAGAUUGGGAAGCGUUGGGAGAACCACAUCCUUCGAGUUUGUGAUGAACAUUUCUUCUACGAAGAGAUUGAAAACUACAAUGAGCCAUUUCUUCAUUCUUUGAGUGAAUAUGAUGAUGGGCAAGACUUGUCGAAUUAUGAUUUCAACAAUGAUGGGUUUUGUUUCCCAUAUGAUGAUUCCAACAAAAAGAAACUUGCAUAUCGACAUCGCUUAAUUGCACAGAAGUACUCACAGGGUUUAAAUAAGGUACUCAACCAAGAGAUGAUUAAGCUCUGGAAUGAUUUAUACAAUUCGACUGAUAACUAUACGGAUGGUUGGCUUUCUUCUGGACAUGCAUUGUUGGAGCAAACUAUGGGUAAAACUAGCUUUUCAGCUAGUGAUCUUUCGUCAGAUAUGGAACCUGGUUCUAUCACAACCAAAUGUCAAAAUAUCAAUGUCUUAGUCACUUCAGGAGCCCUGAUUCCCAGUCUUGCCAAGUGUUUGCUUUAUCGGUUGGAUGAUGUAAUCUCAGCUAAUAACGUUUACAGCUCCUGGGAAGUAGGGAAGCUUCAAUGCUUUUCAUGGAUCAAAGAGCGGUUUGGUGGCCCGAAUGUCCGAUUCUGUGCAAUUGGAGAUGGACCUGAAGAAUGUGAAGCUGCCCAAGCGAUGAGAUGGCCAUUUAUCAAAAUAGAUCUGCGACCCAGUAGCCCUCAUCGGUUUCCAGGUCUUGAUAUGAAAAUGGUUGGGAGCUAUAUUGAUGUGAUAUACGGAGCAGCAGAUGCUGGUGCAGAAGAAGAGAAAGAGUAAUUGGAUGCCACACAUCCACUGAACCUGUCCCUUUGUUCCCAAACUGUGACCAACUCUUCUGCUUUCUUCCAACUAUGAUCUGAAUGAACGAAUCAUGGAUUCACGAGCUUUUUCCUGCACAUAAGGAUUUGAAUAGAGUUGCGAGGAUAAUUCUCUGUAAAUAGCCAUCCUUUUAUUGGUUUUUUCGAGCUUUAUGACCAAUGCUAGCUGCUUACUCGUGUAGUUUAUGUAGCAUAACUAUCCAUUGCUCGAAUGGAUGGUUAAUUUUGUAUAAUACAGUAGAGAUCUCAUU